AUGCGGGCCUCGUGGUGGAUUGGAAUCUGCGCUCUGUUCGCCCCAUCGGUCACCUCAACCGAGACAGCAGCAUUCUCAGAACCAUACACGGUCGAAUCGAAUCGGCGUGCCUUUGAAGUGCUUCAACUACUCAAGCGAGCAGGCAACAACUGUCCGUGGGGAUAUACGCCUUGCACUAGUGAGGGGAAUUCCAAUGCUUGUUGCAGACCAGACACCAACUGCUCGGUCGAUGCCGCCAACAACAUAGCCUGCUGCCCCACGGGCGCCGUUUGCACAGGAACCUUGACCGGCGCCUCGACUGCCACCCAGACUGGUAGCAGCUUCAUGUUCCCACAUGGCGCGACCGCGACGACGACAUCCAGCACGACCGCCCCGCAUGGCGCCGCCGUCACCGGAUCUAUUGUUGCUGGGGCAUAUCCCUUUGUCUACGUACCGACCACCUUCCCCAACUCCGCAGUCUGCUCUUCGUACUACUCGCUCUGUCAGUCCGAAUAUACCCAAUGCACCGCGAACCUCAUGGGCCGCUACGGAGUGACGGUCGGCGGAGUGGGCGGAGCUGGUGUGACGGUGGAGGCCGUGACUGCGACCUCCCAGGCGACUUCCAUCUGCUCGAGUCUCAGCCAACAAGCCUGCCAUGGCCUUCAAUUAAACUACUGCGCCAGUGUGGCGACCGGUGCCACUUCGGAGCCCAAUGGGAAUGGUGCGCUAUUGGCGCAAUCUACGAGUUUGUACGACUUGAUGGCGGGCGUGAUGGUUGGCAUCGCCGCUGUCUUUAUCUGA
Molecule: messenger RNA, 780 nt
Organism: Penicillium diatomitis
Lineage: Eukaryota; Fungi; Ascomycota; Eurotiomycetes; Eurotiales; Aspergillaceae
Exons: 1
Coding region: 1-780 (259 amino acids)
Source: RefSeq, a predicted model, not a curated record